Molecule: messenger RNA, 717 nt
Organism: Trichophyton rubrum CBS 118892
Lineage: Eukaryota; Fungi; Ascomycota; Eurotiomycetes; Onygenales; Arthrodermataceae
Exons: 1
Coding region: 1-717 (238 amino acids)
Source: RefSeq, a predicted model, not a curated record
AUGGCAUCUGCCAAAAAUGUGAAAGCAGAGUCAGCUAAGGCUCAUGAUCAUGACGCCUCCGAGGCAGCCUCCAUUGAUACCCAGCUCUCAACCCCAGGGGAGUUGGGGACUAAUGAGAACCAUCGUAUUUUCAAUGUAUACAACACCACCUCGUUCACAAACUAUAGAAUUUCCGAGUCCAACGACAAAACCACUCUUUACUACGUCAGAACGUCCACGUUUACCCCUGGGAAGCCAGAGCUAACCUUUCAUGUCGGAGAAAGGGGUGGCCCAGUCGUGGGAAUUGUCAACUUUCUCAAAUUCUCAUCGCAUUCAAAGGUUGGACUAGGGGAUCCAGCAGACAAUCUUAACAUGGUGUGGGAAGAUCUGAGAAAAGAGAGCUUCGACCACUCCAAAUACCGCUUUGAAAUGACGGUCAACGGAGUCAGAAAUGGAUUUCUCUGGAAAAGAACACGCAGCAUUGGAGUCGAGGGAUCCGUCCUUAAUAAAUUCAGCGAAUCAAAUUUCAAACUACUUGACGAAAAGACUGGUGAGCUGGUGGGAAUCUAUUCUACCAACGGCAUAAAAAGCAUCAAGAAGAUGGGAAAGUUUCAGCUGAACAAGAAUUACGGUUCCAACUUUGAUUGUAUGUUUCUUCUUACAGGGAUGACCUUACUUGAAAGGCUACAACGCAGAAAGCACGCGCGAGGCGGUGGAGGUGGCGGUGGAGGUGGAUGA